CCUGCAACUGCUAUGAUAUGGCAAUAUUCGCUUAGUAAGAUGAGUGUUUCCCCAAUGGGACCGUCCUGAAAACACUCCACCCCCGGGGCGGUAAUUUAAUGGACCAAUCCUACAACAGGCAGUGUUUUAGUGUCCGUUUAUCGCAUGGACGCACACGUAAGACAGGAACAGAAGCAGAAACUGAGGAAGAAACCAUUCUAGCCAUUUUCUGAAAGCCUUACAAUCGACGUUGCGUGGACCUGGGAACAUUGCUUUGUGCGCUUGGCCCCAUGCAAUGAGUGGCUAUCACCCAUACUGUUGUGUCUGGAGCAUCGAUUUGGUGAGAAAAAUCAGUUCAAGCCGAACCAUUCGCUCCAUUGUACAAUGUCGCUAGCUAUAAGAAGUCGAUGCCAGUAUGCAGGCCCCGAGGACUGGAAGUUGCACCAGGAGACCAUCAUAAAACUGUACUGGCAAGAAAACAAAACUUUGAAGAAAACAAUGGACAUUAUGGAAAGAGAACAUGGGUUCCGCGCCACGGCGAGACAGUACAAGGAGCGGUUCAAAGCAUGGGGACUAAAAAAGAACUUGACCGGCGAUACGGCCAAACAAAUGCAUCUUGAUGCGUACCGGGGUGCUGUCGUGAAGGUGCCUGUCGUACGUGGCCGAGAGCUCGGGUCAAAGAGAUUCCGGCAAUAUUUAAACCUCGUAGAACAGGAGAGGGCAACUUCAUCCCGUGCAGUGCUGAACGCUUUGUCGCCAUCCCUAUAUCGCCCAAAAUCGCCGGACCUGGACUUGGAUACCGAGAAGUGUAUACAUGCGUCUCUCAGCUACACACAUGGUCACUUUGAAAGUGGAGACUGGUCCUUACCGGAAGGCUUCUAUCUGUGGAUCAAAGAUGGUGCUUUUUGCUGGUGUUUAGAGUUGGGUCUUGUACAGAAGUUUUGCGAUCUUCAGCGCGGCUCGUCAGAUGGAUUCGAGCUUCUUGGAAGGUCCUUUGACCGAUACAAGUCGCUUCUUGCUGAUGGAAGUCCAAGUUUGUUAACGGCUACAUACGUCUCUAUACUAAGUUUUCAUGUCAACGGCGUCCCGGAGCUUGCCGCUUUCCUGCUGGAGUAUGUAGCUGGUUUAAGUCUCAUCCAACUGGGGCCGGCGCAUCCCUUCACACGUGUUUGGUCCAUACUUCUUUCCAUGGAUCCCAGCCAACGAUAUGAGGUUGGUAACAAGAUUUUGGAGGCACAUUUGGACGUUUUCAGAGAGCGAAUUAACCCAGAGAGCCAUUAUUUCACGACUUUGCCGAUAAACACUACACUACAGCUCGCAAGCUAUGACGGCGAGCCAAUACGAGAGGCAGCCUGUGCACUAAGGGCAUUUCGAAAGAAUAAACACCGCUCUCUUGCCGUGAACACAGAGUAUCCAAUGAAGGGCAGCAUCAUACAGGCCGCAAUGCUAUCGGAUGAAGGUCGGUAUCUUGAGGCAAUAGCGCAACUUGACUCUUACCGCGUGGACUUGGUUAGCGGCUUUUCAAGAAAUCCGAUUUAUAUUUAUCUUCGAGGAAGAAUCCUUAGCCGUCUCGGCAGGCGUGAUGAGGGAAUCAGCCUUAUGUCCGAGGCUUUAUCCAUGUUCUUCAGUCCUUACUCAAAUCUCCUCGCACAACUCGUUAUCCUAGUCCAUCUCCGGUAUGCAUAUGGCUGUAAAAGAGACAUUGAGGAGAUUCAAAACGUCAAUACGCAGAUCCGAGGAACUUGGAAGAAGAUGGUAGCUCAGAUUAAAACUGGCAAGCUGCACGAUGAGAUGGAGAAUUAUAUUCCAUUAAUUGUUGGUGAAGAAUUUCUGCGAGCUGAAAAGAAAAAAAAAAAGAAGAAGCAUUUCCUAAAUCGGAAUUGCUAUAAGAGUUCCGACCUUGCCUUUUUUUUUUUUUUUUUAAGCCGAUGAUGUGUAUUCGGAUUGGCUUUCGU
Molecule: messenger RNA, 1934 nt
Organism: Truncatella angustata
Lineage: Eukaryota; Fungi; Ascomycota; Sordariomycetes; Amphisphaeriales; Sporocadaceae
Product: Clr5 domain-containing protein
Exons: 2
Coding region: 364-1911 (515 amino acids)
Source: RefSeq, a predicted model, not a curated record